Molecule: messenger RNA, 2400 nt
Organism: Penicillium diatomitis
Lineage: Eukaryota; Fungi; Ascomycota; Eurotiomycetes; Eurotiales; Aspergillaceae
Product: pseudouridine-5'-phosphate glycosidase/carbohydrate kinase family protein
Exons: 7
Coding region: 1-2400 (799 amino acids)
Molecular function (GO): pseudouridylate synthase activity
Source: RefSeq, a predicted model, not a curated record
AUGAUCGCCUGCAGAGUUGCUGCCAGGUUUCAAUGCCGCAAAAGCGCGUUUUUACCUCGGGUUCGCCAUCUUCAUGACCUGCAGAAGCAUCCUCAGAGCAGAUUCCUGCAAGUAUCGGAGGAAGUACGUGAUGCGGUUGCGACGGGCAGGCCGGUUGUCGCCCUCGAAACAACCAUUUAUACUCACGGCUUUCCAUACCCCGAGAAUGUUGCACUUGCACAGCUCCUCGAAUCAGUAGUACGAGAGAAUGGCGGAGUUCCUGCAACAAUUGGCGUUCUCGGGGGUGUGGCUCGCGUGGGAAUGAGUCCCGACGAGAUUGUCGAGUUGGCCUCGACCGUUGAGAACAAGAGUGCUAUCAAAGUGUCUCGACGAGACCUUGGAUACAUUUGCGGCAUGGGCAUGUCUGGAAGGAAAAUCCAUGGUGGUACAACCAUUUCCGGCACGAUGAUUCUUUCGGAGCUUGCUGGCAUUCGAAUCUUUGGCACUGGUGGUCUUGGCGGCGUUCAUCGUGGAGGCGAAAACACCAUGGAUAUAUCUGCCGACUUGACUGAACUGGGUCGCACACCGGUGACUGUCAUCAGUUCUGGAAGCAAGAGCUUCCUGGAUAUUCCCCGUACCCUCGAAUAUCUCGAAACCGAGGGCGUUUGCGUGGCUACCUUUGCCGAUGGUCGCGAGGGACCGGUGGAUUACCCUGCUUUCUUCUCCAGAGACAGCGGAAUUCGCAGCCCAAAGGUCAUUCAAAAUGAAGCCGAAGCCGCUGCGAUUGUUUACGCGCAAUCUCAUCUUCCAGUUCGCUCGGGUCUUUUGUUUGCCAACCCCGUGCCUGCAGAGUCUUCAUUUUCUAAGCCGGAGAUGGACCGCAUUGUCGCAGAGGCAGUUCGUUUGGCCGAAGUGGAAGGUCACACAGGCAGUGACAACACUCCGUUUGUGCUGGCCAAGAUCAAGGAACUCAGCGGCGGAAAGAGUGUCAUUGCCAACCGUGCAUUGAUCGAGUCCAACAUCAAGCGAGCAACACGCGUGGCAGUUGAGCUGGCAAAACUGGAAAUUGGCGAUCGUAGUAUCAAGGCUGGUAUCACACAGUCCUCCAAAGACCAUUCGGAACCUUCAGCCCCAAAAAGAUCAGACUCUGAACCAACAGUAUCUUCGCCACCUCAACCUCAUCCUCACAAGAGCGCAGAUCUUGUCAUCGCUGGCUCGCUGGCAAUCGACCUUUCUUGUGACUAUGCUCCUUUUACCCGGGACACCAACAACGACGCACCUGUUCCACAUACUUCGAAUCCUGCAAAGAUCGAGCAAAGCCUAGGUGGUGUCGGUCACAACGUCGCGCUUGCCGCCAAAUACAUUGGAAGCGACGUACUUUUCUGCAGCGUAGUUGCAGAUGAUCUUAGCGGCCGUGCAGCGCUGUCAUCUCUCGAGGAGGAAGGCCUCGACAAGAAGGGCGUACAAGUCCUCCCUACGAGCUCAGGCACACGCACAGCCCAGUAUGUGGCUAUCAACGAUACCAAAAAGGACCUGGUCUUUGCCAUGGCAGAUAUGGGAAUUGUCGAGCUCUCGGAGAAAGCACUGAAUUUCGAUCAAGUCUGGGAACCCAUGAUGGCAGCCGGAAAACCGCGCUGGGUCGUCGUCGACGCAAAUUGGCGUCCAGAAGUCAUUUCCAAAUGGAUCUCGGUGGCUCGUCAACACGGAGCACGCGUGGCUUUUGAGCCCGUCUCGAAUGCGAAAUCUCGACGCUUGUUCCAGCGCGAUCCAGCCAGCGGUGCCGAUGCUCCCAUUGGACUUGCUUCCACCGUGCCCAACAACGCCGUCAGUCUGGCAUGUCCGAACCGAUACGAACUAUCAACAAUGUACAUGGCCGCCCGUGAAGCCCUGCUCUUCGAGUCGCCUAGCUGGUGGACCGCCAUAGACGCAAUGGGCCUUUCACCCACUGGUUCACGCGAGAAGCUUGUCAUGGCGACCUCCUCCAAGCUCGUCGACGAGGGUUUACCCCAGCAAUCUAUUCAACUGCUGCCUUUUAUCCCGUGCAUCAUCACGAAGCUCGGAGGCGCCGGUGCUCUGCUAACACAGCUCCUGCCGCGCAAUGAUCCUCGGUUAACGGAUCCGGACUGCGCGCCUUAUAUCUUGUCUCGUACGAGCUCGGCCGAUGUUCCAUUUGGAGGCGUAUAUAUGCGUCUGUUCCCGCCUGCUGCGGUCCUGGCGGCCGAGGAAGUUGUCAGUGUGAACGGGGCUGGAGAUACUUUGCUGGGCGUUUUGGUUGCGGGACUUGCGAAGGAUUCCUCUUUACGUGUUGAACAUGUUCUGCCAUUGGCACAGGAGGCGAGUCGAAGGACGUUGAUGAGUGCGGGUGGGGUAAGUCAGGAUCUGGAAGGCCUUGUUGGGAAAUGGAAGGCACUUGGUCAAUGA